AUGUCGCUUCGAUCUUCUUCGAGCCGCCUCUUGGCGCGCGCCGCUCCCAGCAAGGCUGCUGCUGCUGCCGCUGCUCCUCGCGCCGCCGCCCCCUCUGUCGCCGCCACUGCCCGCAGCAUCAACACCAGCUCCAGCUCUUCCAGCUCCACCUGGGCCAACGUAGCCACCAAGCCAUCCGCUCAACGCCUCGUGUCUGCCGUUCGCACCUUCUCCACCUCCUCCUCCGCCUCGGCCGACUUUGAGUCGCCCUUCGGCGUCAACUCACUCUCCAAGUACACCGAGGAGGAGGAGAUGCUCCGCGAAGCCGUCCAGCGUUUCGCCCAGGACGUCGUCGCUCCCAAGGUCGAAGCGAUGGACGAGGCCGAAAAGAUGGACCCGGAGAUCAUCAAGGGCCUCUUCGAGCAGGGUCUCAUGGGUGUCGAGACUUCGGCUGACCACGGUGGCGCUGGCUGCUCGUUCACCGCUGCCAUCAUCGUCAUCGAGGAGCUCGCCAAGGUCGAUCCCUCCGUCUCGGUGCUCUGCGACGUCCACAACACGCUCGUCAACACGGUGAUCCGCAAGUACGCCAGCAAGUCCCUCCAGGACAAGUACCUGCCCCAGCUCUCGGAGAAGACGCUCGGAUCGUUCUGCCUCUCCGAACCCGCCUCUGGUUCGGACGCGUUCGCCAUGAAGACCUCGUGCAAGAAGUCCGCCGAUGGCAAGAGCUGGACGCUGAACGGCAGCAAGAUGUGGAUCACCAACUCGGCCGAAGCCGAGUUCUUUAUUGUGUUUGCCCAGUCCGACCCUGCCAAGGGCUACAAGGGCAUCAACGCGUUCGCCGUCGAGAAGAGCAUGGGCGUAGAGAUCGCCAAGAAGGAGAAGAAGCUCGGCAUCAAAGCCUCGUCCACCUGCACGCUCAACUUUGACGACAUCACCGUCCCCGCCGAGAACCUCAUCGGAGAAGAGGGCAAAGGUUACAAGAUCGCGAUCGAGAUCCUGAACGAGGGACGCGUUGGUAUCGCGGCGCAGAUGAUCGGUCUGGCGCAGGGUGCGGUUGACAAGGCGGUGAGGUACGCAGCCGAUCGCAAGCAGUUCGGAAAGAAGAUCACCCAGUUCCAAGGUAUGCAGUUCCAGAUCAGCCAGAUCAUGAUGGAGAUCGAGGCCGCGAGGGUGCUCACCUACAACGCGGCUAGGUUGAAGGAGGAAGGUAGAUCUUUCACCAAGGAGGCGGCUAUGGCGAAACUUUUCGCCAGUCAGGUGGCGCAGCGCGCCAGUGGUAGUGCCAUCGAGUGGUGCGGCGGUGUCGGGUUCACGAGGGAGACGGGCAUCGAGAAGUACUGGAGGGAUAGCAAGAUCGGCGCCAUCUACGAAGGUACGAGCAACAUCAUGUUGGAGACCAUCUUCAAGUUGGUUGAGAGGGAGAUGGAUUUGAAGUAG
This is a messenger RNA of Pseudozyma hubeiensis SY62, 1416 nucleotides long. RefSeq lists its product as hypothetical. The transcript has a single exon. Gene Ontology annotation, molecular function: flavin adenine dinucleotide binding; acyl-CoA dehydrogenase activity. Gene Ontology annotation, cellular component: mitochondrion. The record is from RefSeq and is a predicted model, not a curated record. The coding region runs from base 1 to 1416 and encodes 471 amino acids. Lineage: Eukaryota; Fungi; Basidiomycota; Ustilaginomycetes; Ustilaginales; Ustilaginaceae.